Messenger RNA from Macrosiphum euphorbiae (potato aphid), 240 nucleotides. NCBI's taxonomy places the organism in Eukaryota, Metazoa, Arthropoda, Insecta, Hemiptera, Aphididae. The record is from the annotation of a GenBank genome assembly.
AUGUUAUAUGACAUUGAGCAAAAAGAAGAAUUAAGGGCAGGAACUAAACUAACCAAACGACACGUCCAAUUCCAUAAUGCAAAAAUGAAUGUGCGUUUGGCUGCCCAGACUCUUAGUGAAAGUGUAGCAGAUGCACUUUGUUACUUAAAAAAUCAAAAUGAACACUUUAGUGAUGUAGAACCAACCGCAGAAUUUAUCAGAUACAUAAAUAAUGAUUUUGAUAUUUUAAAUAGUAGAUAA